CACGGAGGCGCGUGCGUAUAGAGGUUAGUCACCUUGUGUUUGGGAGGCAGCAGCGUGCGCUUGCGAUGUUGUCAAGUGCCAACGGUUGUUCAGCGGGUUUGUAACGCGUUAGCUUCGCCAUUCCCAUUCAGCCGGAGUCUCUGAAGCGAAGAGAUCGCGUCCAUGCUAUUUAACGGCUGAUUUUUAGCGCGACAUGGAGGUGUUUCCUCCUGAAAGCGAAAGGAUGGAGGCUUGGCUCGACGACAAUCUGGACUUCGCUCACUCGUACUUCGUGCGAAAAGCGAACCGGUGAGUGAAGCAGCGACGUGGUGGGAAAUGGUCAACGCUUGGUUUGCUGAACGUGUGCAUUCCAUCCAGCCAUCCCGUGAAGUGUCCAAGUCACUUACAGAGAGCUCCAAAAUUCAUCCAGAAACAAGUAGCUUGACUGCUUCAGGUUCCACAGAUACCUCUUCACCCAGUCCAGUUCCUUCUACACCCACACGCAAGAUAUCUGCAUCUGAGUUUGAUCGGCCACUACGGCCUAUUGUGGUAAAGGACGCAGAGGGCUCGCUCACCUUCCUCGGAGACACGGAGCGGGUGCCCAUGCCACCUCCAGCUCCGUCACACAAGCUGGAACAGACAGGCGGGGACCGUUGCGCCCGUCUUCUUGAGCUUGUGCGUGAUGUGUCCAGCCACUUAGACCUGACUGCGCUCUGCCAUCGCAUCUUUUUACACACACAUGAGCUAAUUGCUGCUGACCGCUACUCGCUGUUUUUGGUGUGUGAGGACAGCUCCAACCGAAAGUUCCUGGUUAGCCGACUGUUUGAUGUUGCCGAAGGCUCCACACUUGAGGAAGCAUCCAACAGUGGUAUUCGCUUAGAGUGGAAUAAAGGCAUUGUGGGACAUGUGGCAGCCACAGGCCAGCCAUUAAACAUUAAGAAUGCCUACGAGGAUCCUCGAUUUAAUGCAGAGGUGGACCAGAUCACCGGCUACAAGACACAUAGCAUCUUGUGUAUGCCCAUAAAAAAUCACAGAGAUGAGGUUGUUGGAGUGGCACAAGCAAUCAAUAAGAGGUGUGGAGUGAACAGCACCUUCACAGAACAAGAUGAGAAGGACUUUUCCUCCUACUUGGCAUUUUCUGGGAUUGUUCUACACAAUGCACAGCUCUAUGAGACAUCGCAACUUGAGAACAGAAGGAAUCGGGUGUUGUUAGAUUUGGCCAGUCUUAUUUUCGAAGAGCAACAGUCUUUGGAGGUCCUGCUGAGGAAGAUUGCAGCCACCAUCUUGUCUUUCAUGCAGGCUCAGGAAUGCACUAUAUUCAUUUCUGAUGCUGAAACAUCGAAUGGAUUCUCCAGUGUGUUCCACAUGGAGUACGAAGAGCUAGCUGGAUCUGUGGACUUUCCUAACAGAGACAGCGAUGUAAGUAAGAUCAACUACAUGUAUGCUCAGUAUGUGAAUAACACCAUGGAGCCGCUGAACAUUCCUGAUGUCACAAACCUGAUGUCAGUUCAGCAAUUUCCUUGGACUAGUGAAAACCCAGACUCUCCAACCUUCCAUGUGAAGAGUUUGUUGUGCACACCAAUUAGGAAUGGAAAGAAGGAUAAAGUUAUAGGGGUUUGCCAGCUGGUCAACAAGAUGGAUGAAUCUACAGGUGAGGUGAAGGCCUUUAAUCGAAACGAUGAGCAGUUUCUAGAGGCAUUUGCUAUCUUCUGUGGGCUCGGCAUCCAGAACACUCAGAUGUACGAGACUGUGGAGAGGGCCAUGGCCAAGCAGGAAGUUACACUUGAGGUUCUAUCUUAUCAUGCCUCCGCUGGAGAGGAGGAGACUCAGGCGCUCGAGGUAACAGCGGCAGGCACUGUUCCUUCAGCUCAGUCUAUGAGGCUACUAGACUUCAGCUUCAGUGACUUUGACCUGACUGAUGCUGAGACUACCCAGGCCACUAUUCGUAUGUUUGUGGACCUCAAGCUUGUGCAAAACUUUCAGAUGAAGUACAAGAGCCUCUGUCAGUGGAUCCUGAGUGUGAAGAAGAACUACAGAAAGAAUGUGGCCUACCAUAACUGGCGACAUGCUUUCAACACGUCUCAGUGCAUGUUUGCCAUUCUAAAAUCUGGGAGGUUACAGAACAAUCUAAAUGAUUUGGAGAUAUUAGCCAUGAUGAUUGCGACUCUGUGUCACGAUUUGGACCAUAGAGGUGUCAACAACUCCUACAUCAAGAGGAGUGACCAUCCUCUAGCCCAGCUCUACUGCCACUCCAUUAUGGAGCAUCACCACUUUGACCAGUGCCUAAUGAUCCUCAACAGUCCAGGCAGUCAAAUACUAAGCGGUCUUUCACUGGAUGAGUAUAAAACUACACUGAAGAUGAUUGAAAAAGCAAUCCUGGCCACUGAUCUGGCCCUUUACAUGAAGAAACGAACUGAGUUCUUUGAACUAACUAAGAACAACCAGUUUAAUUGGGGGGAUGAACAUCACAGAGACUUGCUGAGGUCCAUGCUAAUGACCGCAUGUGAUAUUUCUGCCAUUACCAAACCCUGGGCUGUACAAAAGAGGAUAGCUGAACUUGUUGCCACGGAAUUCUUUGAGCAAGGGGACAAGGAAAGAGAAGAACUGAACAUUGAACCUAUUGAUCUGAUGAACAGAGAGAAGCGUGAUAAGAUUCCCAGCAUGCAAGUGUCUUUCAUCGAUGCCAUUUGCACACAACUUUAUGAGACACUGGCCAGUAUGUCAGAUUUCUGCUCCCCCCUACUGGAAGGCUGCAGGGAAAACAGGCAGAAUUGGAAGCUGCUUGCUGAACAGGCUGAGGAGGCGAGUUUACUGAAUGGAGGACUUUAAAUGGCUAAUCCCUGUCAGCACAAGAUUAAGUUUACCCCUUUCCCUUACCCCAGGUUCUUCUUCAUACAACACAACACACCCUGAAGCAUUAAGCAAUGAAUUCUUUCUAGCCACGAUUCCUGCUAUGAAGAGUUCACAAACCACUAUGAGGCAAAAUGUAAUUUUACCUUUGGGAUGUCGCUGAAUCAUAUUGGUUCCAUUACACUUUGGGGGGUGAGGAAACAAAAUACUAAAGCAAUAUGGUCUAAAGUACAGACAUGUUCUGAGUCAUUUAUGUGUAAAAAAUCACAAGCUCUUGUUUCCGGUAAAGAAAGGGAGUGAUGACAGUUAUGUUUUAUUUUUACAUCUUGCUUUGGAAGUUAAUAUUUUUUGCCUGUCUAAGUGGGUAGUUGUGAGUAAAAGAGAUAUUACUUGCUUACGUUUUCAAGUAAACUUGGAUUAAAAGAGCCGAUUGGAAAACCAAAAGAUGUGAUCUUUUUGUAGUCAAUCCAAACCCUGUAUAGUAUGCGAGGAUAUUUGCAGUAUACAAAGUUUUAUUUAUUGUUUUAGUCCCAUGUCAGGGUUUUCUGUAGCUCACUCAACAAUAUGAAGCAGAGGCACAAAGAUAAUAAUUUAUUAAUCACAGUGCACCGAACAACCGAGGUAGUAUACUUUAAAGGAACACACCCACUUCAGAUAUGUAGAAGAAUGUCAUUUUUUCCCCACAUUGUUUUACUGUUUUCACUUGUCUUUCAUAUAUAUAUUUAUUAACUUUAUAUUGUGAGAAUGUGGUUACUUAAAAUGUAACUCUAAAAUGUAAUGAAGGAAAAUACAUAUAUUUAAUUGUUCAAAAAUAUGUCCUUUAUUUGAGUUUUCAGAUGUCUUGGGUAUAUGAAUGGCAAAUGUUUACUGAAACAAUUGAAAACAACUGAUUCAAAGGCAUCGAUGAUAUCGAUGAUUAAGGCAUAUGGCAUAUUCCAUUGAAAGCAUGUCUAUUCCUAAGCUUCAUCUGUCAGGAAUGUGCAAAUAUCAGCAGGUAAUUUACUACCUGCCAUUGUUGCGUUUUGUUAAAAUGCAUUUAAUCUUCACAGUCUAAUCUUCCUAUCAGCCUAGUGAGUGGGAACGCUGUCAGCUGUGUUCAGCAUUGUAGUUUUUUCUAUUGCCCCAAAUCUGAUGUUUUUAACUUGUUCAAACUAGGGCAGCCAAUUUAAUUAUGGUAAUACAGUAUUGUGCAUUCUGAGAUCAGCAAUGACCAAUCAGCCUGCAAGCAUGAAAGAUGAAUAAAAGUACUUUAGCUCCUUAUUUUGUCGACAUGGUAAUCACAUACUGCCUUCAGUACACAAUUAAUUGAAAACACUGCCAUUGGAACUGAAUACCAUUUUAUUAUGGUAUUCAGUUCCAAUGGCAGUGUUUUCAACUAAUACAAUAUUAGUAUGUAUGAUGCUCAGGUGUCCACAUUCUUUCGACCUUAUACUUUUUAUAUUUGUUAUGGUACAGAAGGUCAGUGAUUGUUUCACUACCUGCCAUUGUUACAGAACGUAUAGACUCCAUGCAUAUGAGCGCUUGUUUUCAUGUUUGUAGUGUUUCACCUCACUCUAAAACAGAUGUUCUUCUCUAGUCAUUCAGUCACACCAGUAUUAUAAUUUCAAACCAGAGCUUACUAAACAAGAAGGAAAUUCAUAAGUGCUCUUACCAAUUUUGUACACUUGAAGUAAAUUAGUGUCUCUGAGUAUGUUAUUUUGGUGUACAAUUUGAAUGUAUUGCUGUGUUUUGUAACCCUGCCAGAUUGAUGUCUAUUCAGAAGCUUCACAGUAAAAGCAACACUUUGGUUCAUUCUUAUGCUUAUCAGGUCAGCAGGUGUCAGGGAACCCAGGCUUUGAUGUGUAUAGAAUGAACAUUUCAAAGAGGACACAUUUUAGCUGAACAACAUUAUUUCUUGAUGACCUAAUGCCGGCAUAAUUAGUAUAAAUGAAUACGGACCUUAUGGACAGUUACAAGAUAUAUGCUAUUAGGUCUGCUUUCAUGAAAAUGAAAAAUAGACUAACUUAACGUGCAGAAUUUCGAAUUCGGAGCUUUACCAAAUGUCUCAAUUACUUCUCACAACUUAUGCAAACUUAACACUACCUUUUUUUUUUAAACAGAUGUCCAGGUUGCACAAUAAAAUGAUCUAGAAUUUUCAUACA
Tachysurus fulvidraco (yellow catfish) is the source of this 4970-nucleotide messenger RNA. RefSeq names its product phosphodiesterase 5A, cGMP-specific, b (gene pde5ab). Gene Ontology annotation, molecular function: protein binding; 3',5'-cyclic-GMP phosphodiesterase activity. Gene Ontology annotation, biological process: signal transduction. The transcript is spliced from 21 exons. Lineage: Eukaryota; Metazoa; Chordata; Actinopteri; Siluriformes; Bagridae. The record is from RefSeq and is a predicted model, not a curated record. The coding region runs from base 316 to 2808 and encodes 830 amino acids.